Molecule: messenger RNA, 396 nt
Organism: Ascoidea rubescens DSM 1968
Lineage: Eukaryota; Fungi; Ascomycota; Saccharomycetes; Ascoideales; Ascoideaceae
Gene: CTR2
Product: low-affinity Cu transporter
Exons: 2
Coding region: 1-396 (131 amino acids)
Biological process (GO): copper ion transmembrane transport
Cellular component (GO): membrane
Molecular function (GO): copper ion transmembrane transporter activity
Source: RefSeq, a predicted model, not a curated record
AUGCUUUUCACCUGGAAUUACAAAAAUCUCUGUAUUAUCUUCAGCUGGUGGCAUAUCAGAUCAUUGUUGGGUUUAGUUUUCUCCUUGCUUCUCCUUGUGUUGAUCAGUGCAGGUUACGAGUGGUUGAAAUACAAAAUUCUGAAAUACGAAAAGUCGUUAACUGGAAAUGCUUUGCUUCCCAACACUCCAUCCACAGGAGAUAUAAUAAAAAUUCAACAGAAAAAAAAGAUAAUCAACUCAUUCCUAUAUGGUCUUCAAGUCGGUUAUUCUUUUAUGCUAAUGCUCGUUUUUAUGACCUAUAAUGGCUGGGCUAUGAUUUCGGUUGUUGUUGGAGCAAUUCUAGGAAAGUACUUAUGGAACACUGAACCUUCACUUAGGUCCAUAGCUUGUCACUGA